Molecule: messenger RNA, 1891 nt
Organism: Penicillium brasilianum
Lineage: Eukaryota; Fungi; Ascomycota; Eurotiomycetes; Eurotiales; Aspergillaceae
Source: the annotation of a GenBank genome assembly
CUUUGGGAUAUGUCAGCCCAAGGUGCGAGUCAUUUACCUUAGUUUGUACAACCCGGGUGUAUGCAGCAAGUCCUUCAGGCUUCCCACAUGAUUCGCUCUGCCUGUGCGGCUUGAGACCAUCAGCCGCCAUGGCAUAUUCCUCCUCUUCAGGGGUAAAUCAAUGAGAUAUAUGAAUGACCACUACCGCCACAGCUAACGGACAUCGGAUGCGCAUGUUGACUUUGAGAAUGUGAGCUAUGGCAGAACAAAAAGCGACCCCCUAUAGCUAUGCACAGGCAGUCCUCAGACACUCCAGAACGACUCCCGACCGUACACUCUUCCCCGGUCAUAAUUAUCAGGCACUAGCAAAGUUCCUUAACCAACCCUAUUUGCCCCAGACGACAGGGGCUCCGUAUCCCCAGCUGCGACCGAAUCAGCCGCUCGUCGUCCUGCACAGGUUUUCCCAGGAUCAAGAGCACCAAGUGCUGCUCUACAACCCAACCACCACCGGACUAGAACAACUGGACCUCGAAACACAAGCUGGCAGCAACUCUGGCAAAAUUGUUUUUUUGAAUGGGUUCGUACCGCCGGAAUGGUUGAAUCUUAUCGGUGCUCGAUACCGCGUGGACCCCGAAUUCUAUCGACAGCAUCUCAGCUUUAUGCAGCAGGAGGGCCAGCCAGAUUUACCUGGAUUACCUUACACAUCGAAGAACAUCGUGAGGCUGCCUUUGAUAAGUAUUGGGACAUGGGGAACGGACCGGAUCUCUCAGAAGGGAUGUCUGGCAGGCCAACGGUCCGCAGCUUUCCAGAAGAUAAAGUCGUACUUGCGCAGCUUCGACGCAACUACUCUUCCUGGACAGGGCAUCGCGCGAAAUCUCAUUGUGAAUGACGCGGUACACUUUACAGUGGAACAAGAAGCCAGUAUCUGUGUCGAGAAGAAGGAUGGCGGAUGGUCAGCAAUUUGCUGGCUAGACGGCGGCCUUGACUUGGAGUCCCCAAUCUUUCAUUCCUGGCUGGGCAACCAGAGCUUUCCUCACCACUCACCCUGGAUCUUGCCCACGUACAUGUAUCAGCCUAAGAUGGCUCUGAUCAACCCGACACAAGUUGACAAAAGUCCACCCCUAUCUGAUUCAUACCGAGCAACCGAGCAAGCAUGGCGUGGCUUUGCGUCACUGCCGCGGCUGUACGGCCAGCAACUCGAUAGAAACUGCAGUCAUCAGGAUGCAUUCUACGCACUGACACAGCUAUUCGCAAUCUCAGCAUUCUCCGUGAACCAGGGCCUCAACCUAGUCGAGCAGUGUAUUGACUCUCAACUCAAGUCCAGCAUCGAGGACAUGCAAAUCUCCCUUGAAAAUCUCCAUGAGGCAAAAAGCAUUGUCCAGAAUUACAUCUGCGGGUUACAGCGCAUCCUCGAAUUCAUCCAGACCCGGGGGUCUGCGGCAAAAUGGCCGCGCGCGACAGCACCAAAACAAAGAGCGUCAGCGGACGCCGCGGCAGAGGAACUGAUUCAUAACUAUCAACACCUCCUUAAUAGUGCAAUAUCGCUUGCGCAACGGAUCAGCUCCGAGAGCCAGUGGUUGAUGCACAAGGCGAUGUUGAAUGAGUCGCAGAGAGCCUUCUCUCAGGGCUCUCGUGUGGCGAGACUUACCUUUUUGGCAUUCCUAUUUAUUCCUCUAUCUUUCACGUCUUCCUUGUUUGGGAUGAAUAUAGUUGAGCUGGUUGGCGAGGCUGGACCUAAAAUCAGUGUCUGGCACUGGGCGGUUCUUACGGCCUUUGUAUUUGCCGGAAGUUUGUUGCUCUGGUGGUGGGAAGCGGUGCUGCGUUUCAUCAAGUACAUUUCUAGUAAGGUCAACGGUAGAACCGCUGUGAUCGACAAGGGAUCAUAAUGACCGUACACGGAAUGUAUUCACAC